UGAAUCAGUCUUUAGGACAUUCGCAGGUUGUCUCCCAAUUCAAUCAUGGAACGCGUCAAAAAUCGGAUAGAACUUCGAAGAUCCAUUACCUGAUGCCUUAUCCUGUUUUCAUCCUUCAGUGCUCUUAGUCUCAAUUCUGUUUUAACAUUUCAUGGAAAUGUAUUCUGUGACGCAGAAAUGAGGAGUAAGGACCACAAAAGGAUUUGUGAAAUAAUUUCAUUUGAUGACAAGGAAUGGGAUGAGGAAUCCACUAAAGGAUCUUUUACGGGUUUGUUCAAUGCAAGGUCAUUUGACCACGUCUAUAGGCGAUGGACUAAGUGAAUGGGUGGUGACAAUCAUCAUGCUAUGAGAUAGCAAUAAACGCUGAUUUUGAAGGCGUUCGAAGAUUGUAUUCAGGCGGAAAAAGCUGUCAUCGAGAGAGUUCCCUUGCCAGAAGGAAAGGAGUUCAAUGAGGGUUUGUAAGAAUGGAGUGAACACUGGUUUUAAAGGCUUGAAGAUUGUAUUCAGGAGGAAAACAGUUCCUCGAGAGAGUUCCAUUGCCAGGAUGAUAAAGGAAUUUGAUGACGGUUUGUAAGAAUGGAGUGAACACUAGUUUUAAAGGCUUGAAGAUUGUAUACGGAGGGAAACACUUGUCUUAGUCAUCGAGAGAUCUAGAGAUACAUUGCCAGAAGGAAAUGGAGUUCAAUGAGGGCUUGUUAUAAUGGAGUGAAGUUCUGUGACCUCUACUUGUGAAGGCUUGAGGAUUGUAUACAGGAAGAAAACAGUUGUCACAGAGAGAGGUCCAUCGCAAGAGGGCAAAGGAGUUCAAUGAGGGUUUGUAAUAAUGGAGUGAACACUGGUUAAGAAUGGAGCGAACACUGGUUUUGAAUUCGAAGGCUGGAAGAUUGCAUUCAGGAAGAAAACAGUUCUCAUCGAGAGAGUUCCAUUGCCAGGAGGAGAAGGACUUCAAUAAGGGUUUGUAAGAAUGGAGUUGCUCCGGCUGUUUCCCGUCGAUGUUGCAGCUGAGUCCCUGCCUUCUACUCCACAGAUCACGUUGGAGGACCGGGUCCGACUGAAGACCCCAUCACCGCUGUCUCCCACAUGUACAACACCGACCGUCUGUAGGAUAGAACAGCCGCGGAGGAUACACCUCAAGCCGGAGGACAAGAAACUCGUUGUAAGGUCCCCAACAGACAAGUUCUACCUGCCCAUCUACAACUUCACUAUAGAGUCCAAACGGAACCUGCUGGAACAACAUGUGGUAGUCAAGAUCAUGUCUGCGCAUGUCAGGGAAAGCGGUCUCAGGGAGGGUGACGUCAUACUGUCUAUUAACGGAAGCGAUGUGCGUGCACUUAGCCAUGAUGACGUCAUAGCUCUAAUACAGCGUCAAAAGAACGACUUAAGAAUGGUUGUCAGGGCGUCACCCGGGUGGUUACUACAGCAACCACGAGCAGAGAUAGAACACGUGACUCGUCUGGCACCCAGGGGUCCAAAGACGACAAACGUCGGAGAUUAUGAAGAGCAUCCUCUAGGAGGCACUCUACAGAAAAUGCACCCUUUUGCAGAACCGAAAAACGUGACCAUUAAACCACAUUUAUUGUACAGGCUCCCCGAGACGAUGGGUGAGAUCCCAGUGUACGGUAUCUCCAUCCACAGUGAGAAGGGCACCCAUCAUGUCGAGGAGCUCUACAGCAAGAACGCAAAGGAAAGCGGUUUGAAACGAGGUGACUUGAUCCUGUCAGUGGGUGGACAGAACGUAGGAGGAUUGUCCAGGGAAGAGGUGGUGCGGAGAAUCCAGGAGCGCUGUGACCACCUGGAGUUGACGGUGAUCAGUCCACACUACCACUGGGCCAGGAGGUUCUGGAGGUCAUGGAAGAAACUCGUUCAACCCUUCAGGGUCAUCUUCGGCAAGUCUGAGUGGAUGGGAUAGCCAACAACCUGACCAAGUCAUACUUCUCGCUGAUCUUCCACUAAGCUGGUCAUGGUCUCUUAAAAAGCAUGAAGGCCAGCACCUUUGAAGCUUUGGACACAUUUACACCGGUGUCCGUAAGGGAUGUAGCCCCGGCCCGGCCCCGAAGCCCCUCGGGGGUACCUCUCGAUGUUUUUACGAUUACGUCACGACGCCUAUUUGUUGCCCGGUCCCGGGUUGAUUUUAAUUCCGCUUAAAAAAAAAUCCCGGGCCCCGACCGUGUCCCAAAAUAACCAAUUUUCCGCAUCUCUAAGCCGGUACUCGGGAGCCAAAUCUUGAAUGGAGGUGCAUAUCAAGACAUAUUGGGUCUUUGGUGUGAUUUUUUUGGUGGUCUUUUACAUCAUACGGCCGUCACCGGUUUGGAAAUGUGAACCAAACAUCGCAUCAGCUGAGGUGAGCCGCCACAAACUCUACGAGCUCGAGGAAGGGCGGCCCCAGGGCUCUAUGAUACCUUGGCUUAGACAGUGAGAGUUUGCACACAGGCAACGGUAGCCAAGCGCUAUACACUCGCGAUACACCCACUGGGAUCUCCUGGAAAAUUGGACUGAAGGCACACUCUUGGACUUCUGUUACAAGGUGAAUUCCAGGAGCAGAUAAAUCUUUAAUCAGGGGAUCCAGAGGACAUUUAAACGUUUGUAAGCACAAAAUUGACGAGGAAAACUUGCCAACGCCAAGGCACACUACAAAUGAAAUA
Branchiostoma floridae (Florida lancelet) is the source of this 2642-nucleotide messenger RNA. Its product is annotated as Na(+)/H(+) exchange regulatory cofactor NHE-RF3-like. Gene Ontology annotation, cellular component: apical plasma membrane. Lineage: Eukaryota; Metazoa; Chordata; Leptocardii; Amphioxiformes; Branchiostomatidae. The record is from RefSeq and is a predicted model, not a curated record. The coding region runs from base 965 to 1909 and encodes 314 amino acids. Gene Ontology annotation, molecular function: protein-membrane adaptor activity; protein binding. The transcript is spliced from 9 exons. Gene Ontology annotation, biological process: protein localization to plasma membrane.